Molecule: messenger RNA, 2557 nt
Organism: Capsella rubella
Lineage: Eukaryota; Viridiplantae; Streptophyta; Magnoliopsida; Brassicales; Brassicaceae
Product: myb-like protein X
Exons: 4
Coding region: 728-2182 (484 amino acids)
Source: RefSeq, a predicted model, not a curated record
UUGAUUAAACCUGAAGCAGUAUCGUUUGAUUUCUUGUACUGAUAAAGUUUGGAUUUUUAUUUGGUUUUUGUUCGAAAGUUUUUGAAAUUGGAUCGGCGCAGAGAUUAGAUACUUAAAAAGCUUGAUUUUGGGGUUUUCUGAAUAUUUUUGGUUUUUUGUUUACUUCAAACCCACAUGGAGAAGAUUGGUGUAUAGCUUCGAGUUUACGUUCCUUUGCAUUAUUUUGGGGAAGUUUGUGAAUUUCACUUGACAUUUUGUUUCUCUCAAUUUGGUUUUUUUUUAGGGUUUUGAUUGGAUCGCGUAUUGGAUUUAACCCUAAUUAAGUGGAAAGUUCGAUUCUUUGGAGUGUGAGAAUUGAAUUGCGGCUGUUGAUGUUGUGAGUUAGUAUUGUUUGCCCAAUUGGGUUUCUUCAUAUUCAAUUCGAGCUUGCCACGGAGUUGAGAUUUUGAUUAAUUGAGCUUAAAGGCUGUAUAAUCUUGAGGGUACUAAGUUUGACCCAUAUCAGAGGGUCCAGAAGUGUGAUUUCGCUAAGUUAUUAGUGAUUUCGAAGUUGUGGACUUGGAAUUUGAAUACUUGGAAGUGGUUACUGUGGGUCGGAAAGUGAAUUUUGAGCUGGAAUGGUGUACAGGAUCAUAGAUUCUGAUCUGGUCAAGUGUUGGGAUAAAUGAGCUAAAAAGUUGGAGAGUGGUUAAAGUUUACUACUUUACAGUUCUUACAGACAAGUGCCAUGUCUCGGUGCUUCCCAUUUCCUCCACCAGGAUAUGAGAAGAAGAUUAGAACUGAUGAAGCAGACCCUCUUGUAAAGGACAAGUACAAGGAAAAGAAGCACAAGAAAGAUAAAGAAAAGAAAGAGGGUAAAGAGAAAAAGAGUAAAGAUAGAAGCAAAGACAAACAGAAGGAAAGAAAGGAGAAGAAAGACAAACAUAAAGAUCGAAAAGACAAGGAGAAAGAUAAAGAGAAAAGCAAACCUUUGGAGGACAAGAAAGCAGAAGUGCUGACAAACAGCGGGCACAGAGAGAAACUUGUAACAAAUACCGUGCAGAAUAAUAGUAAUGGAGAGUCAAAGUAUGUACAGGACCUGGCAAGAAGGAUCAGAUAUGACGAAGAAGCAACAGGAAGUCAGAGUGCACAAAAGAUUGAUUAUUCUCACCCGAAAAAUUCAGGAAUAACAGGACAAGCAUUUGAGAACAGCCCAAUUGAGGAAACAAGCCAUAGGGUGGAUGAUGAUAAGAGAAUCAAUACCACGAAGAAUUUUGCAGCGGCAAAAAGUUCUAAAAAUGCUACUUCUCGAGUAUACUUUGGUGCAGAUCAGAAAAGAACUGAGGUUAUGAGUAAACCAAUGGAGAACAAAGACCAGGUGAGGCAAACAGAAUCAGCGGAGAAGAGUCACCGCAAGCAAAAUGUGACCAAGAGUGAUAAACCAAGGGAUCAAGAAGGGGUGAAGAAGAAUGAUGCAAAAGAUAAAGACAGAAUUAAAGAGAAGAAGGAGGAAAACAUAGAGUCAAUAAAUAAAACUCGCCAGGAGAAACCAAAAAUAAUAGGAGGGUCCAGAUUAGAGGAGAGGGAAAAAGACUAUCAAGAUAUAAGAAAUAGCAAACCGCCUGACCUUUCUCGGGCGAGCGUCAAGAACGUUAUUACUGAGGGAAAUCUUGGCAAACGGAAGGAUCAUGAGACAAAUGGAUUCUUGUAUGAGAAUGGAACCACACCACACAAGUUACAAAGGCACUCAACUUCUGUACCAUCUGUGGAAAAUGGAAGAACAAUAGGUGCACCCCGAACUCCUCCAAUGCACGCAUCUGAGAUGCAAGAAACGACUUGCAAGCCACAAGUAAAAGACGUUAGAAUUAACGGUUUCGCUGUAUCUGGAGAAAAACAAAAAGUCUGCCCGCCAAUCCCUUUGGCUGCAACAAUGAAAGUGAAAGUCAAGGAAAAUGGUGAAGCAUCCUUAAAGCCGCCUCAUCCUGACCUAAAGUAUCUCAAUCAGAUACUCAAUGUACCAACAAGGGAGCUGUUGCCGGAGAGUGACGAUGACCAAGAAUGGCUACUUGGUCAGUCGGGUGUCAAGUUGAAAAAGGCGAGAACAGAUUCUCCAGAUUCUGGCGAAUCCUUGCAGGUCUGGAACCAAGCUCUCAGAAUAGAGUCUGCGGAUAUCGUAGCUCUACCUUAUGUUAUUCCAUUUUAGCUGUGACUAUAUUCUCGGAUGUUCCUACGCCACAACCCAUGAGGAGAACUACCCUUCACACAACGCCACUUUGCAGCAGUGUUUGCUAUGUUGGCAUCAGCAUCUAUGAUGGCUCUUUAAAGAAGACCGACACAGCAGUCCAUAGCUCCCAAAAGCGUAUGAGCAGGGAAUAAAUAUAUUAUACGCCCAUAAUAUGAACACCCACAAAAGCUCUGCAUGGGUGGGGAAAAGAAUGAAUGAGGAAGAUGUAAGUAGAGUAAAUCCAUAGAGAGAUUGAUUUUGUUGUUGAACUCUUGUUUGACAUGUUGUGUUAUAAGGACAAGGAUAUGUGUGGCAUUUGGUUCUGCACGCAAUUUUGAUUCCCUGCUUGCAUCA